AAAGAUGUCAAAGAUUACUUUUUACGGAAACAGUACCUCCCAGCCAUCCAGAACUGUCGCCUGGACCUUGAAGACUCUAGGAGUUGAGUAUGAUUACAAGUAUACUGCUUCAAUUAAGGAUACUAGAUCUGAGGAAUUCACUACUAAGGUUAAUGUCUUCCAUCAAGUUCCAGCCAUUGUGGUUGAUGAUACUACAAUUGUCGAGAGCAACACUAUUGUUAGGUAUCUUAUUAACGAAUAUGAUAAGGAUGAAAAUCUUUUGCCAAGAGAUAAUUAUCUUGAGAGAGCUAAAGCUGAAGAGAUUUUGGAUAUUGGUACAACUAACGUUAGAUCAAGCAUGAUGAGUGCUGUAAACCCAAUAGUUGUUGGUCCAUUGUUUUUCGGAGCUGAGAAGCCAAGCGAAGAAGAGCAAAAGAAGUUGAUUGAAGACUUAAAUAAGACCUUUGAGAAGCUGAACACCAAGCUUGGAGACAAAGCCUACUUUGCUGGUGAUAAGCUUACUGUUGGAGAUAUCCAAAUCUACAACGAGAUCCAAACAGCACUUACUCUCCUUCAACUUGACCUUGCCGACUAUCCUCAGCUUAACACUUGGUAUGAGACAGUUGGAGCUAACGAAAUCCUCGCAGAGAUCACUAAGGAAAUGCUAGAAGCUUUAGCUGCCUUGAAUGAGUCAAAGUAA
This is a messenger RNA of Moneuplotes crassus, 679 nucleotides long. The record is from the annotation of a GenBank genome assembly. NCBI's taxonomy places the organism in Eukaryota, Ciliophora, Spirotrichea, Euplotida, Euplotidae.